AUGGCCCGCUAUUUGGGAAGAGUUCAAUGGCUUUGCUUUGCAAGGCUCAACUCCACUAGUAUGAAACCAAUGGCGAGGGAUCCCGUGACAAUAAUUCCAACAGUAUACGAGCUAACGCAAGAUAAAGAUGUUACACCUGAAACAAAUCCCGAGACUUCAUUAGUUAGUUACUUACAAUCUAGACAUCUCAUUGAGUCGUUAACGGAUGAUAAAUUGUUUGACAUCACAAAGCGUAAGAAUAAUCACAAGUUUAGGUUGUACUGCGGUGCUGACCCAACUGCACAGAGCUUACACUUGGGUAAUCUUCUUCCACUCAUGGUACUACUACACUUUAAGAUGUGCGGAAAUGAUGUUUUUGGACUAGUGGGUGGUGCAACUGGGCAAGUAGGAGAUCCAAGUGGAAGAAGUUCUGAGAGGACCAACUUGAAUAUAAGCGAUGUUGUGAGCAACGUUUCGCGUAUUGAAAGCCAAAUAACAACCUUUUUGUCGAAUGGGAUAGAAUAUGCCAAGUCGAGGCAAUUCCCAAUGAAUGAGAAUAAUAUUGGUACAACCUUUAGUGUCAAUAAUGAGGCCUGGUGGAAGGAUAUAAAAAUGUUGAAUUUUUUGGCAACUUAUGGUAAACAUAUCCGUGUAAAUGCUAUGUUGGCAAGAGAUUCAAUACUGUCACGAUUAGAGAGUGGUGGUGGUAUUGGGUUUAAUGAGUUUACGUAUCAAAUACUACAAGCGUAUGACUUUUACCAUUUGCAUAAAACCGAGAAUGUUGAUAUUCAAGUAGGUGGUAACGACCAAUGGGGUAAUAUCACCGCUGGAAUUGAUAUUAUUUCGAGGUUGAAAAAACAAGAGGAUGACAACAAUAGUAGGGAGGCUUAUGGGAUCACGGUUCCUCUUUUAACAACACCUUCUGGUGACAAGUUUGGUAAAUCUGCAGGCAAUGCCAUUUUCAUUGAUGCACAGUUGACCAGUGCAUAUCAGAUGUAUCAGUAUUUUAUCAAUGUAUCGGAUGACAUGGUUGAGAAACUAUUAAAGGUUUUCACCUUAUUACCCUUAAAUGUUAUAGAAGGAGAAUUGAUGCCUCGACAUCUUGCUGAUUCCGGCUUACGCAUUGCGCAGAGAGUUUUGGCGAGAGAGGUUGUUGAUUUGAUACAUGGAGUUGGCGUGGGAGAUGAAAUGGCAUAUAUAACUGGAUUUUUAUUCCCAACACCGGACCAACCAUUUAGUGACGAUAUCGAUGCAGACAAAAUGAUUGAGAACUUUAAGAGAUCGGGUAUUUUAUACAAGUUUCCCUUGGCAAGAUGCAACGAUAUAAAGAUGAGCACAUUAAUUGCUGAAAUUACAGGCAAGUCAAGGAGGGAAGUAAAGACGUUGAUUAGAUCUGGUGGUGUAUACUUGGGAUUGGAUAGAAAUCAAUUUGAAGAUCCAGACGAUGUAGUAUUGUUUGAUAAGACCCACCAUUUGAUUGAUGAAAAAUUGAUGUUGAUGAGAAUUGGGAAGCAACAAUAUUAUGUAGUAGAAUUUGUAUAA
Messenger RNA from Lodderomyces oxycetoniae, 1521 nucleotides. RefSeq names its product tyrosine--tRNA ligase. The record is from RefSeq and is a predicted model, not a curated record. Gene Ontology annotation, cellular component: mitochondrion; cytosol. The transcript has a single exon. The coding region runs from base 1 to 1521 and encodes 506 amino acids. Gene Ontology annotation, biological process: tyrosyl-tRNA aminoacylation. Gene Ontology annotation, molecular function: ATP binding; tyrosine-tRNA ligase activity; RNA binding. NCBI's taxonomy places the organism in Eukaryota, Fungi, Ascomycota, Pichiomycetes, Serinales, Debaryomycetaceae.